GGCGCCAUGCGGUUGUGUGGGGUGAGACUGCUUGAACCCGACCACCAUCGUCCUCGAGACCGAGUCGCCUCAGUACGCGCGUCCGCGCCGCCGCACUUGUGAACCUCUGUGCAGUGACACGUCGAGCAGGACUCUACGCACAUCGCAAUGGCAGGCAAACAGCUUGGCAAGCUGCGACAGUGGGCGGGCGAGGUCAUCUCGUCGCGCGACAAGACCAUCGUCACGGACGAGUUUCGUGACCUCGAACAUGACAUUGAGUUGCGGAGACAGGGUCUGUGGAGGCUCCAUAUAGCUUCGGAGGACUACCACCAUGUCGUGGACAAGAAGAAAGAAUGUGAAGCCCUCGAUGAAACGGAGAAGCUGUUGCCCGUCGAUGCGCUGGGCAUAGUGAUGAUCAAGCAUGGCGAGGAGUUUGGCGAUGACUCUGCCUUCGGUGCGUCGCUCUGUCGGCAUGGGCGAGGGCUGUGUAAGGUCGCUACUUUGCAAGAGACAUUCGCCAUGACGUUCGAAGACACCUUCCUCGCAUCCGUCUUCCGUAUGGAAGACGAGAUCAAGGAAUAUCAGGCUCAGAGGAAGAAGCUGGAAAGCCGGCGGCUGAGCUAUGACGCAGCGAUCAGCAAGGCGGAGAGGAUCAAAAGCAGCAAGAAGGAGAAAGAUAAGGAUCGCAAGGACGCGGAGGAAGAGGUAGCUAAUGCGAAGUCGCGCUACGAGGAAACUGCAGAAGACGUCCGCGCGCGGAUGUACGCCAUCCAAGAGAACGAAGUGCUCCAGUUGCGGGACCUCACUACCUUCCUCGACCUCAAACUCAAUUUCGUGGAGCAGUAUCUCGAGGUGUUGCGCGAUGUCAAGGCAAACUGGGUAGACGAGUACGUCCUCCCGCUCCUGCUAGAUUCUUAUGCCAAACACAGCAUGUCUCACAGAGCCACCCCCGAGAAGCCCGAAAUCUCGCGCUUUGGGUCCAUGCGCUCGAGCAAGUCGAAACGAUCUGCUGUCUCUGAUGGGUCUUCGUCCGACGAAGAAUCAUCGGAGGAGGAGGAACAGCCCCGGAGGCGGUCCCGCGGCCUCUCGUUCUCGAGCAAGAAGUCCGACGCAGGGAGCAAGCCUCCGUCUCGUCCUCCCUCGCGUCCUCAAUCUCGGGCGGAACGUAAGCGCGCAGACAGCACUGUCGGUACAAGCGACAGAGAGAAGGAGAAAGACAAGGAGAAAGAGAAAGACAAGGCGGAGAAGUCAUCGCGCAAGCUGAGCGUAGCUGGCUGGGCGUCUUCAGCGGUGAGCGCAGUCGGGUCGGUGGCUAGCCGGGGGAAGAAGGACAAGGACAAGGAUAACUUCGCCACCCUGCGCGACGAUGCCAACGAGGACAGCGAAGCGGAAGAGUCGGGCUCUAUCAGCAAAAUAUCUCCUGCGGAUCGUCGGCUGUCCAUUCCCAAGCCGGGUGGCAAGAAGGUCGUCGUUGCGCUACAUGACUUCGCAUCCGGGUCGACGGACGAGCUCAACUUCCAUGCCGGGGAUCAGAUCACAGUCGUCAAUGAGGUGCUGGACGGCUGGUGGAUGGGCGAGCUCGCUGGGAAGCGCGGGCUUUUCCCAACGACAUACACUGAGGUCCUCUCGCCCACGCCGUCCGCACCCCCUGUGCCACGCCGCCCGGCUGUUAUGACCCGCGGUGCAGGCGCGAGUGCGCCUCCAGUGCUAUCCGGCGCCGGCGAGCACGAGCGCAAGCGAUCCACGUCGCGUCGUGCCUACGAGAUGAGCAGCUCGACGAGGAGUCGACCGCUGCUCUCGCGCCGUACCACGGACCAGGGCCUGGGUCCGUCACCGGUGACGAAGAAGCCGCCACCGCCGCCGCCGCCGCGACGGCCUGCGGGGUCUGUGCAUGGCAGCCCGGUGCCCCCACCGAUCCCGAGCCGACAUCUGCAUACAAAAUCAUCACAGUCAAGCUCGAGCUCGUUGAACGGGGACGAUCUAACCCAUUCGCCAUUUGAUAGUCCUGGAGACUCGUGGUGA
Messenger RNA from Fomitopsis serialis, 2001 nucleotides. RefSeq lists its product as uncharacterized. Gene Ontology annotation, cellular component: mating projection tip; medial cortex; actin cortical patch. Bases 148 to 2001 code for a protein of 617 amino acids. Gene Ontology annotation, molecular function: lipid binding; protein binding. The record is from RefSeq and is a predicted model, not a curated record. Gene Ontology annotation, biological process: plasma membrane tubulation; endocytosis; actin cortical patch localization. The transcript has 11 exons. Lineage: Eukaryota; Fungi; Basidiomycota; Agaricomycetes; Polyporales; Fomitopsidaceae.